GUUGGACGAGUUGCUCGAGAAGGCGCGAAGCCAACGUUGCCUGUGCGUCUCCAGACUAUUUAGUUCACGCAGUCGCAGCUAUAACUCAACACUUGCACACAAGGCACUCAGGCCCUUCGCUCGAUAUAACGCUCACUGUCUCUCAAGAUGGCCCCCAAGCUGUAUUAUUUUGCCAUUCCCGGGCGCGGAGAGGUUGCGCGCCUGUUGUUCCACAUCGGCAACGUUCAGUUCGAGGACGUGCGUAUCGAUGGGCCCACCUGGCCGGAGCAGAAGUCAAAGUUCCCAUUUGGCCAGGUGCCGGUGCUGGAGCUGGACGACGGGCGCAUGCUGGCUCAGAGCGGUGCCAUUGGCCGCUAUGUGGCGAAGCUGGCGGGUCUGUACCCGGAGGACCCCAUCCAGGCGGCGUUUGCGGACCAGGCCGUGUUCCUGGUUCAGGACGUCUGGGAUGCCACCCUGAUGCCCUCAUUCUCCCUACCGGCUGAGGAGAGGGCCAAGGCCCGGCAAGACGCCCUGGCAGGCAAGGGCGGAGACAAGCUGAAGCAAAUGGAGAAGCUGCUGGAGCCGGUAGAGAAGAGCGGCGGCUGGGUGGCGGGCGGCGACAAGAUGAGUUUCGCUGACCUGGAGAUUUACGUGUCGCUCUCCAACCUCGUGUGUGGCAUGUUCGAUGGCAUUCCCAAGAACCUGCUGGACUCCUACCCGGUGCUCAAGGCCUACCGCAACCGGGUGGCUCAGGUGCCCGCCAUUAAGGCAUUCUACGACAAGGACGGCGAGGGCGUGCGGGCGGCGUUCCGGCCAGACGCGUAAUGGCCUUCAGAGCGUAGACGGAUGUCUUACGGUAUAGCAUGGAGGUGGCUUCGGACGUCGUUGGCUGGGUAAUUCUUUUCGGAUUGAUGAGGUUUUGGUAUGGCUCGUACAUAAUCUGGAAAGACCGUUUGUCUUUUUGUCGGGAACAUGGAAAUACAUACCGUACAGUGCGUAAGCGUUACGUCUAUGAAGACGGCGAGGAUGCGCAGCAGGAAGAUGUACGAUGAGAUUACGAUGGGUACCCGGCUGAGAUCCGAGUGCGGAGGAAGUCGUAAAAUGCAGAGGUGAAAGGCGGAUACGAACGACAUCUGACACGCAAGUGAGCACGGACACACCAGAAGAUCAAAGCAAAUGCAUCUGGCUGUGCUUUGCACUGCACUUUUUGCACGCACGUCUUUUACCUCCACACCACGAACACCGUGCCAUAAUCCACCAAUACUUAUUUAAUGCUGCUACCUGCUGAAGUCCAUUGCAACA
This is a messenger RNA of Chlamydomonas reinhardtii, 1281 nucleotides long. RefSeq lists its product as uncharacterized. Bases 148 to 804 code for a protein of 218 amino acids. The transcript has 6 exons. Gene Ontology annotation, molecular function: glutathione transferase activity. NCBI's taxonomy places the organism in Eukaryota, Viridiplantae, Chlorophyta, Chlorophyceae, Chlamydomonadales, Chlamydomonadaceae. Gene Ontology annotation, biological process: glutathione metabolic process. The record is from RefSeq and is a predicted model, not a curated record.